AUGGAUGACCCGACGCUCCUCAUCCACUGGCUCUUCAGCUGCCUGGCCCUCGCCAUCAUGGCUGCCCGGCUGGUCUGGAGGAGGAUGGCCAGGCAGGAGUACAACCUGGGCGAUUGGCUCACCAUCGCCGCCUGCAUCUGUGCAUUGACACGUCUCGGUCUCAUUCACGUUGUGUUGACCUGGGGGACGAACAACGUGACGCCGAAAUAUCGAAAGGAGCACAACUUUACGGAUGAAGAGAUCUACAGGCGGGAGAUCGGCAGCAAAUUGUCCAUUGCGAACCGGGUAUUUUACAACUCUUAUCUUUGGUUGCAAAAACUCGUUUUGCUGGACGUCUACCGUCGAUUGAUCCUCAACUUGCGACAUGAGAAGAUCACGAUAUGGGUUUUCUCGAUCGUCUUCUUCGGAACCUACGUCGCCUGCCAGGUGACAACAUUCAGCGAAUGCAAUCCCUUUCAUCUCUACUGGCAGGUUCUGCCUGACCCUGGAUCUUGCUCCAAAGCCCAGCUUCAACUCGUUGUUGUUGGCGUUCUGAACAUCGUAACGGACGCCAUGCUUCUCGUCCUCCCGAUUCCACUGGUCGUUUCUCUGAAGACCCCAUGGCAACGCAAAAUCCAACUCUACGCACUUUUUACUCUCGGCAUCUUCAUCAUCGCCAUCACCGUUAUCCGACUGCCCAUCAACAUCAACAACAAAGACCUUCAAACCAACCGCACGACAUGGGCUAGCACUGAGUUGCUGACCGCAGCCAUCGUCGUCAACGCACCUACACUCUACGGCAUGUGGAACAAGAGGAGGCAAAAGAAGUCGUCGGGGAAAUCAACUGGCCCAUCUGGGCUUCACUACUACGCCGGCGGAACCCACGCAUCAACAGUCCAUCGAUCGACCGUUCGAGCGGCGCCGGAUGAAUCAUUCGCCAUGAACUCCACGCGGAGGAAAAUGGGGCCCAUGGAGGGAAUCAUGCAAACGAAGGAGGUUAUUGUUUCGGAGUUUCGGCAGGAUGGAGACCGCAUAAACGGACGAUAUGAGAAUCUCCCGGAUGAUGUGGAGAAUGCCUCCAAUCAUUCCAGCCAACACGGCAUCUUGAAGAAGUAA
Colletotrichum karsti is the source of this 1095-nucleotide messenger RNA. RefSeq lists its product as uncharacterized. The transcript has 3 exons. The record is from RefSeq and is a predicted model, not a curated record. Lineage: Eukaryota; Fungi; Ascomycota; Sordariomycetes; Glomerellales; Glomerellaceae. Bases 1 to 1095 code for a protein of 364 amino acids.